Molecule: messenger RNA, 1492 nt
Organism: Pocillopora meandrina
Lineage: Eukaryota; Metazoa; Cnidaria; Anthozoa; Scleractinia; Pocilloporidae
Source: the annotation of a GenBank genome assembly
AUGAGCUCCAAGCGUCGUAACUUGGCCGGGUAGGAUUAGUUAUUUGCUUUGUAUUUUAUAAACAAAUAAAAGCAUGAGUUGACAUCUGUAAAUGAGCUGCAAUCGUCAUAACUCCAGUAGGAUUAGAUAUUCGCCUUGUGUUUUAUAAACAAAUAAUAGCACGUGUUGUACGUAGUAUUAAAACAUGCAACUAACAGCAGCACUCAUUUCUCAUUGAGAACUGCUACAUGUAGUUUAAAUUUUCUUGUGUUGUUUGAGGUUGCUGUCUAAUUUUGGAUGGUAACCCUGAACGCUCUCUUUUCCCCGCCAUUUGAUUAAAACUUACAAAGGCAAGUAUUACUUUGCUUUAAACAUUACAUUACAACUUUACAUGUACAACGCAAAAAUACAAUUUCUUUAAUUAAAAUAUAUUAAAAUUUAUUAUCUUGCUACAAAUAUUCAUUUUAAAUCUCUUUCUCUCAACAGCUUUAACAUGGACAAACCUCAUGAACUAACAGGAUAUCUCCAUGCUGUAUCGCCAGUGAAGAAAAGCUCAAAAUCAAGCUACUUUGAAAUGUUACUUCAAACUGGCUCUGAUAGUACCGUUAGAGCAAUAUGCUUUGCCACAAAAAAACACGAUGACCUGAAAGCCAGAAGUUCAAAAAAGAGCCCUGUGAAGCUCAGCAACUUCCAAAUGGAUCUUAAAUCAAAUACAGUACUUAUGGACAACAAAGUCCGAAUUGACGCAACCAAGGUAUCAUUCGCACCAAAAGAAACACCACAAACAAAUAACAUAGCGUCACUCUCUGGUGUCCACUUCCAACAGCUGAUAACAAUUAAAGCGAAAGUUACAAAGAUCAGUGGUACAAAAAAAGUAACUACAGCGAAUGGAGAAAAAUGUAAAGCUGAAUGCUUCCUCAGCGAUCCAUCCGGAACAAUACCAUUAACUCUCUGGGAAGACAAAAUAAAUGAAGUCAGUGAAGGAAAAACUUAUACAUUCCAUAACGUUAGAGUUAUAAAAGAAUGCAAGUCUGACAAACUGGCCUUGGGCACAACGAUGCAUGACUGUACAGUGUCGGAAGCAGAGGACUUCAUUGAAUCCUUACCCCAGUCUGUUGAACUGCCUGAUUCUUUUACAACCACAGAGGCCAAGGUUGAAGUCAUUGGUCUGCUAACAUUCGGAAAGUACCUUUCAUGUUUACAGUGCCACAAAAAGGUAGCAGAUGGAUCUUUUACUGCCAAGAUUAUAAAAUGUGGUAACUGUAAUUUGACGCAAAAAAGAGAUAAAUGUAUUACCAACUGUUUUGCACAAGUCAAAGUUUCACAAGAUGACAACCAGUUCACUGUAACAUUCUUCCAAGAACAAAUUAAAAAAGUUUUUAAUAUCUUACAACGUCCACAAACACUGGAUGAAGAAAAGAUAACAGAAGCACUCUUAGAUGCUCCAAUCUUAAAAAUAAAAUAUGACAAUAAAUCAAAGAUCAUAAACGAGGUAUCUCCCUAUAUCAUUUGA